This is a messenger RNA of Salpingoeca rosetta, 897 nucleotides long. RefSeq lists its product as uncharacterized. The transcript has 6 exons. The record is from RefSeq and is a predicted model, not a curated record. NCBI's taxonomy places the organism in Eukaryota, Choanoflagellata, Craspedida, Salpingoecidae. The coding region runs from base 1 to 708 and encodes 235 amino acids. Gene Ontology annotation, molecular function: protein binding. Gene Ontology annotation, cellular component: nucleus; cytoplasm.
AUGGCGAGCCUGAAGGCUGGCGGGAAGCUUGCAAGCAAAGGCAACGUGGAUGGUGUUGCGCGCUGGAUUGAGCAACGGGUGAAGCAACACGGCAGCCUCGACGUUGGAGCGGUGAACGGCAGUGGGGACACCAUGCUGCAUCUGGCAGCCCGCCAUGGCCAUGCACGUGUGCUGGAGCUGCUACUGGCUCAGGGACCAAGCAAGGAUGAGGUGAACGCCCGCAACACGGUUGGACACACUCCACUGCACGAGGCAGCAUUGUGCAGUGAUUCCACGUGCGUGCAGCUGCUGCUCGCCGCUGGUGCAGACGUGCACAUCGCCAAGCACGCGGACUGGACUGCGCUUCACCUCGCGGCAACAAAGCCAAACGCCAACGCAGUGCAGCAGCUGCUGGCGGCUGGUGCGGAUGCCACUCGGCUCAACAAGGAUGUCGGUAGCGAGAACUUCAAGACAACAGAGGCCGAUGCCUUGCACAUCCUCGACCUUCUUACAGCGAAAUGCCCACAAGGGUUGAAUCAGCCCGAUCACCACGGCCUCACGCCGCUCCACCUCGCCGCCAUGCACGGCCACGCUGAGCACGUGUCCCAUCUCAUCGCUGUGGGCGCAGACGCGACAAAGGCGGACAUAAAGGGGCGAACACCCCUUGAUCUCGCACGUGCGCGGAGAAAGGACAACACCGCAGCCGUGCUGGAGGCAUGCAGCAGCUAAUGAUGAUGAUGAUGCGCCCAUGCAGUGGCUCAUGGUCGGUUGAGUCGAAACCAUGGUUUGACACAAUGGUUUGGUUUGAGUGACAACGACGACGCCGUGUUGCUGUCCACUCCCAGUCCCACCACCACCACCACCACCACUACCACCACCACCACCAUCAUCAUCAUCAUCACCAUAAUCAUCAACAAC